This is a messenger RNA of Adineta steineri, 954 nucleotides long. The record is from the annotation of a GenBank genome assembly. NCBI's taxonomy places the organism in Eukaryota, Metazoa, Rotifera, Eurotatoria, Adinetida, Adinetidae.
AUGGCAAUGGCAUCAAUGUCCAGUUCACCUGAUCAUGCACCACCAUCGUUGUAUAAUACACGAAGUACUUCUGUAAAACGAUUAAUGCGUGAAGCUAUGGAAAUGAAAGAUCCAACUGAACUUUAUUAUUGUCAACCAAUUGAAGAUAAUUUAUUCGAAUGGCAUUUUACAAUUCGUGGUCCUAUAUCUACCGAAUUUGAACAAGGUAUUUAUCAUGGUCGAAUUUUAUUUCCGGUUGAAUAUCCAAUGAAACCACCAUCGAUUAUAUUACUUACAGAAAGUGGUCGUUUUAGAAUAAAUGAAAAAAUUUGUUUAUCAAUAUCUGGUCAUCAUGCUGAAACAUGGACACCGACAUGGGGUGUAAGAACAGCUUUAUUAGCUAUUAUUGGUUUUAUGGAAACACCUGGUGAAGGUGCUUUAGGUUCACUUGAUUAUACACCAGAAGAACGUAAAAAACUUGCUAAAAGAUCUGUGUCCUAUGAAUGUCCACAAUGUGGUAGAACUAAUAGUGAAAUAUUAUUACCACUCUCAGAAAAAUCAGCCGAUGCCCAAAAAGAAGCAAAAGAAUUAGGCAAUCAAAUUAAUCUUGUUAAAAAAGCUGAAACAAAAACUGAAGCAUCUUCGGAGAAAACUGAUGUUGAAUUAAAACCAUCAUCAUCAUCAUCAUCAGAACCAAUAUUAGAAGCAAGACCAGAUGUUUCGCCAACAAAUCUGCCAAACACUGAAAUACGGCCAGAUGUUUCACCAACAAAUAUACCAAAUUCUGAAAUAAGACCAUUAAUAAAUGUCUCAUUACCACGUCAAAAUGAAUCAGAUAAUAAUCUAUUAAGCAUGUUUAUAUUUCUUUGUUGUAUGAUACUCUCAUUUCUACUUUUACGACGACUUUUUCUAACAUUUGGCACAAAUCGAUCAUUUCCGCCACCAUCAACUGAUCCAUUUCAUGAUGAUUUUUAA